Drosophila gunungcola (fruit fly) is the source of this 597-nucleotide messenger RNA. RefSeq lists its product as uncharacterized. The record is from RefSeq and is a predicted model, not a curated record. NCBI's taxonomy places the organism in Eukaryota, Metazoa, Arthropoda, Insecta, Diptera, Drosophilidae. The coding region runs from base 20 to 556 and encodes 178 amino acids. The transcript has 4 exons.
UGUAUCGGCGUGGUCGAAAAUGGGCUUAAAGAUUCGUUUUGUUGAACUUAUUGUUCUUCUAUUUUUAAUUAAUCAAAUCUCAUCCAAAGUGGAGUUUACCAACAUUAAGUGCACUUGUUUGGACCCUGAGUUCUCAAACUUUGAAUAUUGCUUUCUUAAAUCCGUUAACCGUACUUAUAAAUACCUUUCCUUAAAGGUGAAUUUGCUCAAAAAACCCGUUACAAAAAUUAAAGUUAACUUUGCCGUCUUAAAGCGAUUCAAUGGCUACAAGCCGUUCAUGUAUAACGUAACAGUAGAAGCCUGCAGAUUUAUGAAAAAUCCCCAAUCUAAUCCAAUUGCAGGUUACCUUCACAGCCUCUUUAAAAACUACUCUAACAUGAAUCAUACCUGUCCCGCUGAUCAUGAUGUUAUUGUGGAUAAACUUUCUAUUGAUUUCUUAAAUAAGCAGGUAACCGAAGUUCUUCCAUUUCCUCAAGGUGACUAUCUUUAUCAAACAAAAUGGUUUGCCUACGACAUUCAACGUGCUACUGUGGACGUAUAUUUUACAAUUUACUGAAAUAAGCCGGAAAUAAUAUUGAUUUUGAUAUACUUCUUAUA